GGUUUCUGUCGGGCACAGCUCGCAGGAGGCGCCCCCUCCCCCGCCGGCCCCGCCUCUCCUUCCUCUGGGUUUGGCUGGGCGCUCGCCCCGGGCUGGAGGGCAGAGGAGCUGGAGCGCCCGGCACGACGCGAUGGCAGGGAAAGAUUUGGAGCGCUGCCAGCGGCAGGCUGAUGAGGUGACGGAAAUCAUGCUCAACAACUUUGACAAGGUCCUGGAACGAGAUGGGAAGCUUUCAGAACUGGAGCAGCGUUCAGACCAACUUCUGGACAUGAGCUCGGCCUUCAGCAAGACAACCAAGACCCUGGCCCAGAAGAAGAGUAGGGAGAACAUUCGAUGCCGGAUCUACCUGGGGCUGGUGGUGGGCGGAGGCCUGCUCAUCAUCUUGAUUGUGCUGCUGGUUGCCUUUCUUCCACAGAGCAGUGAGGGGAAUAGUGCCCCACGGGCCCAGGACACAGUUGCUGCCUCUGAGCAUGGAGGCUGAAACAGUGGGGCCUGGAGGAGAAGCCAGAAGGCCACAUUGGCUAGUUCUGGUCUCCAGAGAACCCUAGUAUUUGCUCCCACCUACCAUACUUCAGUAAGAGCUGAACGGCAGCCCUGAUAUGUGCACCAUAGCAUCUCUCAUCAUGCCAAAGACUGACCCCUCCCUGAGGGCUGCUUGCUGCACUGAUCAUGCUAGACCAGUCCUACCUGGAACUCUGUAAAAGGUGCUGUUUGGUUAAAAGCUCAUGUGGUGUGUGUGCGUGUCUGUGUGUGUGUUUAUGUGUGUCUGUGUACACGAGUGCUCUAUAAAUUGGCCCAUCCUUUCUCUGCCUCCACCCUGGUGAUGAUUACAAAGCCUACCUUCAGAAGGACUCCAUUCCUGGAAGUCAAUAUGACUUAGCUCAGAUAGAUUUAACCCUGCACAGAAAGUAUAGGUGUAAAGACACAUUAGCUUCUAAAAUAGACUCUCUAGCCAGUACCCUCAGAGCUUGUUUCCCUGAAAAUAGAAUCUAUGGGAGUCGGGCGGUAGCUCAGUGCAUGUGGUGCAAAGCACAAGGACUGGUGUAAGGAUCCCGGCUCGAGUCCCCGGCUCCCCACCUGCAGGGGAUUGCUUCACAGGCGGUGAAGCAGGUCUGCAGGUGUCUGUUUUUCUCUCCCCCUCUCUGUCUUCCCCUCCUCUCUCCAUAUCUCUCUGUCCUAUCCAACAAUGACAACAUCAAUAACAACAGUGACAAUAAAAACAACAAGGGCAACAAAAGGGAAAAUAAAUAUAGUAAAAACAUUUUUAAAAAUAAAAUCUAUUAUUUUUCUGAUGUCUUUGGGGAUGCUCUAAGGAUCAAGGACACCAGAUGGGAUGACAGAGAGAAAACUAUGUAAGGGGGUUAGGCAGUGGAACACCUGGCUAUCAUGUACAAGGACCCAGGUUUGAAUCUCUACAUCCCACUUGCAAGGGGAAAGCUCCACAAGUGUUGAAGCAAGUACUGCAGGUCUCUCUCUGUCUUCCCCUCCCACCUCAUUUUCUCUCGGUUCUGUCAAAUAAAAAAAAGAAAGAAAUGGC
Erinaceus europaeus (western European hedgehog) is the source of this 1537-nucleotide messenger RNA. RefSeq names its product vesicle associated membrane protein 5 (gene VAMP5). The record is from RefSeq and is a predicted model, not a curated record. Gene Ontology annotation, biological process: Golgi to plasma membrane protein transport. The coding region runs from base 131 to 481 and encodes 116 amino acids. Lineage: Eukaryota; Metazoa; Chordata; Mammalia; Eulipotyphla; Erinaceidae. Gene Ontology annotation, cellular component: plasma membrane. The transcript has 3 exons.